GUAGGAGGAAGGUGGAGGGGGUUGGACACAGGGGUGCUGAGAAUUCCUUUCGCUGGGGUGUGGAGGGAGUAGAUAUUCUGGGAUAUCACUGCGAGCACUCCACCGGGAAACGUGUUUCUUUGGCAUUUUUCAAGCGGAAAUCGGUGGGAGAAUUUCUGAACACUUGAUGGUGAGAGGGGAUCACUGCAGGGUUAAAUGGGGAAGGUAUUUUUCCGGCUCUCCGGCUCUCCACGAAGCGACUGGCGAUAAUGGUCUUGGUGUGUUGCCGUUUUACUUUGGCGGAUCCAGUUUCCUCUCCAUCUCAGCACAGCCGGAGCUGAGAGAGCGGGAUCUGGUAGGCCUUCUGGCAGCAACCCUCACGGAGGAUCAUCUUCAAGGGAUCUUCUUUGGAGUUGUUCUGUGCAUGGCAAGGAUCUACUUUCUUGCUGCCUCACUGAAAUUGCAUGGCCUAAACGAAUGAAUAUUUUUAUGAGGCGCCUUGCACCAGAGAUGGGCCAGGACCAAACCAAGCAGCAGAUAGAGAAGGGCCUGAGGUUGUAUCAGUCCAAUCAGACAGACAAAGCCCUGCAUGUCUGGAUAAAAGUGCUGGAGAAGACCUCAGAUCCUGGGGGGAAGUUUCGGGUGUUGGGGUGCCUGAUCACGGCUCACUCAGAGAUGGGAAAAUACAAAGAUAUGCUCAAGUACGCUCUCGAUCAAAUCGACACAGCCAGAGAAAUGGAGGACCCAGACUACCUGACGGAGGGCUACCUGAACUUGGCGCGCAGCAACGAGAAGCUGUGCGACUUCCAGAAAACGGUGUCCUACUGUAAGACCUGCUUAAACAUGCAGGGCACCACGGUCAGCCUGCAGCUCAACGGCCAGGUAUGUCUUAGCAUGGGCAACGCCUUCCUGGGCCUCAGCGUCUUCCAGAAAGCUUUAGAGAGCUACGAGAAGGCCCUGCGCUACGCACACAACAACGACGACAAGAUGCUGGAGUGCAGGGUCUGCUGCAGUCUGGGAAACAUCUACAUCCAUCUUAAGGACUAUGAGAAAGCCUUGUUCUUCCCCUGCAAAGCAGCUGAGCUUGUCAAUGACUACGGCAAGGGUUGGAGCCUCAAGUAUCGAGCCAUGAGUCAGUACCACAUGUCUGUCGCCUACAGGAAACUGGAGCGCCUGCCAGAUGCCAUGGAGUGCUGUGAGGAGUCUAUGAAGAUCGCCUUGCAGCACGGUGACCGUCCUCUGCAGGCUCUGUGCUUACUAAACUUUGCAGACAUACAUCGCUGCAGGCGUGACGUUGAUAAAGCAUUCCCUCGCUAUGAGUCUGCACUUGCUAUCAUGACUGAGAUAGGAAACCGUCUCGGACAGUCACACGUCUACCUGGGAGUUGCAAAGUGUUGGCUUCUGCAGAAAGAAUAUGACAAGGCGCUUGAUUCUUUGCAGCGAGCUCAGGAAUUGGCGGAUGGGAUGGGAAACAAGCUGUGUACGCUGAAGGUGCACUGCCUGAGUGAGGGGAUUUAUCGGAGCCGAGGGCAGCAGGAGGAGCUCAGAGAGCAGGUGGUGAAGUUCCUGCAGUGUGUCGAGGAGCUGGAGCUCUACUGCGGCAUGUGUGGAGAGUCCAUCGGGGACAGGGACCAAAAACUGCAGGCCUUACCCUGUUCCCACAUUUUCCAUCUCAAGUGUCUGCAGACAAACGGGACGAAGGGCUGUCCUAAAUGUUUCAAGUCCUCCAUGAAGCCUGGAUUUGUGUGAUUGUGAGACUGCGUUUGUGCGUUGGAUCUGCAGACACAGCGCAAAGCCUCACUGGCUCCUGACUGAUCUGAGAGAAGCAGGCAGCCUCGAGAUGUGCUGAAGAUGUUUGAGGAGUAAAUGAUUCACUGCUCUGUGAAGAGGACGCUGAACUGAACCCUGGGUGUCGCAGAGUGCGGCUCUGAGGACACAAUCAAGGCACCCGUCUGAGUCACAGCUGACGGAGGAGGUUUAAGUGACAGUGUUACAUUUUAUCAUAAGCUGAAGAAGAAAGAACCUACGUUGUCUCUGACGACUGGCCUUUUAAGUCUUGAGGAAGAACGACUGUCCGAAGAGCGUUUAUAACUUCUAUUUGCUAUUUUAUGCAUUAGAAUUGUUUCGUAAAGUCAAGAUGAUCGUCGGUGAUCUUAGUCACAGGGUUUGUUGUUCAAAUUCUGAUAUUACCUUUUACACAACAUCCAAUUUUUCUUUAACAGUUCUCUGAUUUUUUUUUGUAUCAGAACACAGAGCCAUUUCAGAGUUUAACUGAUUUCAUACAUGGUAUAUUUAUUAUUGUACAUACUAUUCUUAUGUUAAUUUGUUUUGAACGUUUGAGUUACUGUAUUUGAGGUGUUUUGUAAAACCUAAAGACGAGCUAAAAUCUCUUAACCAUUCAAAACUAGUAUGUCUUUACAGAACAGAUUCACGCAGCUGUUUCUUUUUUUUUUGUUACUUAUCACAGAGACUAAAGAGCCGGAUCAACACAAACUGUGUUCAGAGAAAUUCCUUGUGUAUCGAUGUUUAACUCUUAAGUCUGACAUCAAUAUAAUUCUGUGGCGAUUUAAGGACAAAUAUUGCUGAGAAGGAAACCUAUUAUGAAAGGAUCUUAUUUGACCAAUCACACACUUGUCAGAUAAUUAUUUACAGGAGAUCAAUGCAGUAUGUUUUAAUGUAGUGUUUUGAAGUCAUAUGUAAAUAUUGAUUAACUGGAGGCAGAGGUAUUGUAAUUUUAAGGCGGUUUCGAGGGAGCUAUUACAUGUUGCAUGUUUUAUUUACAAUGCCCAGCAAUGAAGGAUUACAUCACAUUAUGUAUCUGUAACUGUAUUUACUUAUUUCGGAAUUGUUUAUCAUAGUAUUUCUUAAUAUUAAGUGGCUUUUAUGAUUCAUAUUCCUUAUAUAUUUGUUCAUUUUAAUGAAAAAAAAAGCCACGUCAAUUAAAGUCAUCGUGGCUGUAACGAGGUUUUUCAUUUACAGUAGGUUUUCCUCCAAAACUCCUACUAAAUUUCUUUUUAGCAGGACUGUAGUUUACAAAAAUAUUCUUUUAAAACAUUGAUUUGAGACACAGGAAUUCAGUUGUAUGGUCAAAACAAGAUAAAUUGUUGUUGCUGUGAGGAUAAAAUGAUUAAAAAAAAAAAAUACUGUCAACCCUUUUUGAAACAUUCAAAAUUCAAGCAAAGAGGCCAUGAACUUAUUUUUAUCAAAUUUAAGGACUACACACAAUACUGUAACUUUAAAAUAUUAAGUAUUUUGUCUUCUCUCAUCAUACAUGUGAGCAGGAAACAACAGGGUUGUCACAGUGCUCGAAUUCCUAACUUUGAUGCAAUACCUUGAAAAUAUCCAUAUUCAAUACGAGUUUUUGAUACGAAAUAAAAAUGGACAUUGAGGGCAUGAAAUUUAAAAUGCUUAUUAAAAGAUAAAUAUCACAAGGCAACGAUUAAUUUUCUUAGUAGCAGAGAACAGCAGCAAGAAAGUUGGUACCCAUGUAUGAGUAGUGCGGAAAAUGAGUAUUAAAGCUGUUCCAGAUAUAUAUAUAUAUAUAUAUAUAUAUAUAUAUGGAUAAAUGUAUAUUUUGGCAACACUAGUUGGCAGCAUGAAGAGAGAAAGACCAGCACAAUAACUUUUACUGCACAAGCACUUACCUUUCUCACACAUCACUACGUCUGAACAUCACCUGCUUCCUGUUUUAGGUCUCAGCAUCCAAAAUACUGUUGAUUCACUGUCUGUUUACCCAUAGUAUAGAAACUGUAAACAUGUUGUAAAGCAUAGAUGUCAUCUACACUUGUUAUUCUUGGUUCUGGGGUGUAAAAGAAGACUUCUCUGACAGUACAGCCACUCAACGUUUAACAGUUUAAACUACCUCUGUUUUUGCCUCUGAGCUUUGCCCUCCUUAGAGGAUUAAUGCAGUAAUAACACCACAUUUAAGUACAUGUAGAAUUGUUAUGUUUUUCUAGGCAUCAUGUUGAUAUAACCAUGAUUUAGAGUCUGACUAGAAUGCAUUGUUAAUAUAUUUAUGCAUUGAGUCAAACCAUGUUACUGUGUCGAAUAUGGAAACAUUUCAUUGUGGAGAAUAAAGUGCAUCGAAAGUAAA
Epinephelus fuscoguttatus (brown-marbled grouper) is the source of this 4072-nucleotide messenger RNA. It is a transcript of the gene rapsn, whose product is annotated as receptor-associated protein of the synapse, 43kD. Lineage: Eukaryota; Metazoa; Chordata; Actinopteri; Perciformes; Serranidae. Gene Ontology annotation, molecular function: protein-membrane adaptor activity; acetylcholine receptor binding. Gene Ontology annotation, biological process: chemical synaptic transmission. The coding region runs from base 457 to 1728 and encodes 423 amino acids. The transcript has 8 exons. The record is from RefSeq and is a predicted model, not a curated record. Gene Ontology annotation, cellular component: synapse.